ACGAAAUCGAUCAUAGAGGGAAUUUUCUCUAUUUGCUCGCCUACAACUCCUGCAGCCGUUCCACCUUAACACCCCCAUCGUGAACGGCCUAAAUGGUUGGAGUUGCCCCUCUCCACGCUCAUAUUUAUCUCUCCCCUCUUCUAUUUCAAGGCAUUCCAAACUCCCGUCCCUACCCACCUCUCUCUCCCUCUCUCUUUCUCCCCCAUCCCUUCGUUUUCAUCUUCUCAUCUCCUCUCCUCUACUUCUACCAAUUUUGCCUCCACAAUGAAUCCAUCUCCGGAGAUCAAUGGCUUCGUCCGAACUUCACCAAUUAUGAAGCUCAAUAAAGUCUCCACCACCACCAUCACCUCCACCUCAUCCACCUCCGUUUCUUCUGUCUCAUAUCGUCCGCCGGUCAUAAUCUACACACAAUCCCCCAAAAUCAUCCACACACGGGCUUGUGAUUUUAUGGCCCUUGUCCAAAAGCUCACCGGCUUCUCCCGCUCUUCCAAUGAUGACAUUAACGACAAUCCAACCACAUCUUCUUCUAACAAUGAUGAUAGCAUCCAUCUGAACAAGAAAAGAAAGAUCUCUGUUGAAAAGAAAAAGGAAGAAUUAAGCGAACCAUCAUUGGAUGACACACUGCAAUUGACGCCGGAGCAACGACCCUCCGUUACGCCGGCGACAACCAACUUUGAGCUCAAUCCGCCGCUGUCAGAUGUACCGUUGUUCAUGCAAGGGUUUACGACAGAGUUCUUCGACUUGCCCAAUGCAUUAUACAAAUACACCGAGCUGCCUGGAAGCUCUCCUUUGCCUAAUAUCAAUGGUGCAACGCCAACAUUCUCUGAGAUAUGAUCCAUCUUCUUAACUUUUUUCUUUCAUUUUUUUUUUCUUUUUGGUGCUGAUCGAGGGAAAUAAGGAUUUGUUAGAAUUGAUGGUAGUUUCAGAAUAAUAAUG
This is a messenger RNA of Dendrobium catenatum, 936 nucleotides long. RefSeq lists its product as uncharacterized. Bases 265 to 834 code for a protein of 189 amino acids. NCBI's taxonomy places the organism in Eukaryota, Viridiplantae, Streptophyta, Magnoliopsida, Asparagales, Orchidaceae. Gene Ontology annotation, cellular component: nucleus. The transcript has a single exon. The record is from RefSeq and is a predicted model, not a curated record.